AACAGAGUAAUAAUGAGAUGGAGUAGAAGUAGACAAGACAGCUGAUUUGGUAUGGCAGUGUAGUUAUGACGAAUUUAAGAGGAAAUCAAAUUUUAACGAAGUAAAACAAGUUUUGUACUUAUAGUUUGAUAUAUGGUAAUAGUUUACAUAACCAAAGAAGCCAAUAGCGCUCGUUCGGCUGCGAUACUUCAAUUGGUAUUCAAUUGGUGCAAUUGGUAGCAGACCAAAAGCGAACAUUAACUAUUGAACGCUUACCUUCGGAGAGGAAAGCCACCUUAAAACACUUAAGGUACUAUUAACUAUCUCAUGUCGAAAUUUGUGUUAAAAGAAAGCCAGCGUGUCCAUUUGUCGAGUGCGAGUCCAAGUCAAAAAGAAUCUCAAAGAAAAUGUUAGUUGGUGUAGUCAACACUGUCCCGCGCCCAUAAUGCAAUUUACGAUUACAGUACCAUCGAGUUCUAGUGCAGUAUUCACAGUUUUGAAGUCGUCAUUUUGAACUAACCUUUAUAGUGUCUGACCUUGGAAUUACACCGGCAGAAAUAUGUCUGAAAAUUCGAGAAAAAGGAAGCGCAAGAGGUCCUCCAAAGAAGAAGAGAAGACAUCCAAAGAUCAACAAAAGAGUGACAGAUCCAAGAGCAAAUACAACGAAAAACGACACUCGAGAAAACAUAAAGAAUGUACUUCUCAUGUUGAAGAGGAAAGUCGCCAAAUCAAAAAGGCUGUAUACAAACACCAUGCAAGAGAAGAAACGGGCAAGAGACAGGAGAUUCAGACAUGUGUGGCCCAUUCUAAGUCAAAAAGUACCUCUCUUUUGAUCCACCCUGAUUACCCCCACAAAGUGCAGUCUAAUAUUACCGUAAAAGAUAAGAUUAACAGUGGUGGUAAAAUAAAGGAAAGGUGUCCAUCAAGAUCCCGCAACAUCAAGAAUUCAGAUACAGAUGGUCGGAAAGAAGAAAAAGACUCACAAUAUGGUUUGGAUGAAAAGGCUCACCAUAUGAGCCCGCCAAGAUUAAAAAAGCAGCAAACAAGUCCCAGCAGUGUUUCAGAAGAGCGAUGGAAACACUGCCAGUGUUUGCAGAAGAGUAAAGAUAAAGAAUUGCACAAGAAUCGAAAUGAGAGCAAGACAAUCAAGACCAAAGAACAAAGCCAGACCUCUCGUCACUCCAAGUACCGGUACUCCAUAAGGCCCAAGCAAACAGAGAUAAUCAAAGAGACAUGUCAGGAAUUGUUGUUAAAAGAAAAAGAAAGCCGAGAUCCAAAAACAUCUCCAGACUUCACAAAACAACAGUUUUCUCUUUCAACCAAGGCCAAAGGGUCUUUUGAAUUUGCAAAGUCAUCAUUUUCUCGGCCCAAAAUACCAUCACCUGUACUUUCCAGUUUCAAGAUUCCGAAGAAGGUUAAACCAGAGCUUGUUGAGGUAAACACAAGUGACAAGUGUGACGUUACCUCUAUAAGUGGGACUGCCACAUGUACAACUGAGCGCACUGUAAGAAAAAUUGAGAGUACCGGUACAUCUUCGUCAAAUGUGCCUCCCACGACAAGCGAUGUCACCACAGAGCAGACGAAUGAGCAGAUGCAAGUGGCAGAAGAGCUUCACCUUGCUCGGUUUGAAAGGAAAUUAGAGGUGGAUGUAAUGCAGUGCUAUGGAGAGCUCACCUGUAUGGACAUAGACCCCCCAGAGGAGAGAGCUACACAUAGUCUCUUGCUUCAGCAGAUGUUCAGGAUAGAGACGAGUAUCAAUCGUUCUCAUGGCAAACAAUCUGCUCAGCAAGAUGUAAUCCUUGUUCUGGACACCAAUAUUCUGCUGAGUAAUUUGGAUUAUGUGAAAAAGAUUCAACAUUGUGGCCUUGGAGCUUUAGGUUUGCCAAUUGUCCUGAUCCCCUGGGUGGUGCUGCAGGAGCUCGAUUCUCUCAAAAAAGGGAAGGGCCUCACAGAUUCUGUGGCUCAUCUGGCCUGUCCUGCCAUUUCCUACAUUUACAACGCUCUCAAAAGGCGAGAAAGUCACCUUUGGGGGCAGUCAAUGCAGCAGGCAGCUGCAAGUAACAAUAGUCUGAUGGCUGAGAAUAAUGAUGACAAAGUGCUGCAGUGCUGCCUACAAUAUCAGAGUUUGUACCCAGACUGUGCUCUCAUCCUAUGCACAAAUGACAAAAAUCUAUGCAGUAAGGCUGUUCUUAGUGGGGUUAAGGCCUUCAGCAAGCUUGAUUUGGAGGAAGAGGUUGAGGGAUCAAGACGCACCGUUAACCACCUCCGAAGCACUGUCCUUCCCAGGCUUCCUCAAAUCGACAUGCCAAUGCCGGGAAGGAUUUCUACACCAGUGCUAUCUCAUACACAAGAACGUUUGUGUCUCCCAGAGGAAGAGAGAAAAAAACCCACUGUGGAGGAGAAGGAGAACAUAAAAAAAUGUGUCUCUGAGUUUGAAAACUGCCUGCAGGAGGUUCUGUCCAAUGUGCUUGAGAUGGAGAUGAAAGCUACUUACGAUGAGUUGUGGCAAGAGAUCAUCUACAUAAAGCCGCCCUGGAAUCUUCUUGACAUUUUGCAUUGUUUGAAAAAGCACUGGAGAGCAGUAUUUGGUUUCAUCGUCUCACGAUCUUUGCUCCAAACAGUUUUAAAUCUCAUUGACUUCUUUAAACAAGGUAUAUUAAUAGACCACAGUUCUAUUCUGGUGACUCUCCAACAAGCGAAGGAGUUUGUCAAGGAAUUCGGGAAAAGGUCAAGCCAUGUUCCCAGAGCACUAAAUGAAAUGGACAACAUCGCCCACAAGCUAACACCUCAGCCUGAAUCAGCUGUCUGUGAUGUUGUCAUGAAUGAGGAUGACGAAGCCAAACGACCCCUUUCCUCUCAUGUCCCUCACCAUGAAGUCUGGGCCAUGUUUGAGAACAUUUGGUGUAAAGCCUGUGAAAUAAGAAAAAGUGCCUUGCCAGAAGGAGGUCCUGCUCCACCGCGUGACGCCGUUGACUGUUUGGGCCAAAUGUCCUCCAUGGUCUCACAGCUGCUCCAAGCCUUCAUCAGUGUUCUAUCCUCUUCUGCGGGUUUGCAUGAAGUGCAGAUGCUUCUCACCACUAUCAGAUCCAAUAAGAUGGUUGACAUUAAUUCCAGACUGGUGGACACGGACCUUCUCAGUUGCUUCUUGCAGGAAGACUAUAGAGAGAAGCUGAGAGUUGGCGUGAACCAGCUGACAGAGCUCAAGGACGCCCUGGACGACUGUGUUCAGACCACGAGUCAGCACCUCAAUCUAAUCAUGUAGACUUCACAGGACCAGCGAGUCCAGGUCCGGGUUGUGGCUCAGGUUUGAUUGACAUCACUGGUCCUCAUUUCACACUGGCUUCGAAUGUUCCCGCCAGACUGUGUGAAUGCUUGGUGUGUUUACAUUGAGCUCAAAAAGGGUUCCAAAAUGGAAUCCAUAAUGCGCUCUUUGGUAGCUGGACGCUAUCUUUGAUUUGUCCGGGAUAUGUUGGAGUACAAGACACUUCAGUUUGUAGCAAACAAUCUGCCACAGGUUCUGUUGUUCUUGCUCCUCAUCCACAU
This is a messenger RNA of Hippocampus zosterae (dwarf seahorse), 3522 nucleotides long. It is a transcript of the gene swt1, whose product is annotated as SWT1 RNA endoribonuclease homolog. The transcript has 17 exons. NCBI's taxonomy places the organism in Eukaryota, Metazoa, Chordata, Actinopteri, Syngnathiformes, Syngnathidae. Bases 539 to 3241 code for a protein of 900 amino acids. The record is from RefSeq and is a predicted model, not a curated record. Gene Ontology annotation, cellular component: nucleus.